AGUUGCUCUUUUUACUCAAGCCCAUGUGCUAUAUAAUCAUGAUAGCUCUUAAGAUUUUGUGUUUUAUUCUUGUGUUACAGUGGGUUACUGCACAGGUGGAAGCAAAUUCCUUUUGCUCGACAAACGAUUUACAUGCCUUAAUUCUAGCUCGCGGGGGCAGCAAAGGAAUCCCACUUAAGAACUUAGUUGAAGUUAAUGGCUUAUCAUUGUUGUCACGUAGUAUUAUAACCAUAAGUAAUUCCAGUUGUUUCAAGCAUAUAUGGGUCUCCACGGAUGAUGAGAAAAUCGCAUUAGAAGCCAAGAAGUAUGGCGCACUAGUACAUAUACGGCCUGAGGAAUAUGCAAGGGAUGAAACUUCGUCCAUAGAAGCUAUCAAAGAAUUUUUAGAAGUACAUCAAACAAUUCAAAAUUUUGCUUUGUUUCAAUGCACAUCUGUAUUUUUAAAAGAAAAAUAUAUUGAGGAAGCGGUUGAUAAAUUUCAGUCGCAUGAUUGUGUGUUUUCUGUUAAAAGAUCCCACCAAUUACGUUGGAAAUUAAUUGACAAUCAAAUUUUGCCUGAUAAUUUUCGUUUGGAGGCUAGGCCAAGAAGGCAAGACUGGAAAGGUGAUCUGGUUGAGGCAGGAAUGUUUUAUUUAUCAAAAAGAAUGCUAGCAACAAAAGGACUUCUACAAAAUGAGAAUUGCGCUGUAGUGGAAAUUGCAGCUGAGGAUGGCCUAGAAAUCGAUACAUAUAGAGAUCUAACCAUAGCACGUUGUAUUAUGGAUAACAAAGCUUAAACCUCUGAAAAUUAUUAUCAAUUAUGAACAAUAUUUUUUUUUUGUAUUUUCAAAAUAA
Molecule: messenger RNA, 834 nt
Organism: Drosophila navojoa
Lineage: Eukaryota; Metazoa; Arthropoda; Insecta; Diptera; Drosophilidae
Gene: Csas
Product: CMP-sialic acid synthase
Molecular function (GO): N-acylneuraminate cytidylyltransferase activity
Source: RefSeq, a predicted model, not a curated record